UUAACCUAAAAAAUAUAACCUGAAAACAUUGUAACUUCUUCAUUAGCUUUAUUUAUAAAUAAAUUGAAAGCAUAAAAAUGAAACGCCACUUGACGCAUUUAUCGCGAAAUAUACUACAAAAUAAAUGCAGUAACACAUUUUCACUAUCAAGAUAUUUAAGUACACAAGAGGCGAUUGAGCGUCGUCAUCACCUUUUCUCGCUGGAAAAGAAGCGUCAGUUGGAGAAUGUGGGCCGUAUUGAGAAGAUUGAAGUAAAUUACAAGGGUGUUCCCAAAGAUUGUACUCUGAUUAUGAAUAGAGACAUUUCGACUCCUCAUGAUUGUGCGAAACAUCUCAGUGAAUGGCACGCAGAAAGCAGCGCGUUGGCACUUAUCGACGGAGCCGUAAACUGGGACAUGCACAGACCUCUAACAGAGAACUGCACACUUGAAUUCCAGACAUACAACAGCGCAGAGCCUCAGCAAGUGAACAAGGCGUUCUGGCGUAGCUGCUCGUUCCUACUAGGGGCUGUGGCCACGCGCGCUUUCAAGGACAAAGUUGAGGUGAAGCUACACAGCUUCCCGGGGCCCGACAUCCGCUCGGGUUCGUUCAUAUACGACGUAGCCCUCUCCCUCCCCUCUUGGCAGCCCACCCCUCAAGAGCUCCACACAUUAACAGCGGAGUACGUGUCGUUCUGUCGUCGUGGAGAUCCUAUAGAGAGGCUGGAGGUGUCUGAAGAGCUGGCGUUGGAGAUGUUCGUGGAAAACGAGUAUAAGGUGAAGCAGAUACCGAGCAUAGCGAAGGCUAAUGGCAAAGUGACACUAUACAGGGUGGAAAAGCACGUUGACAUCUCGAAGGGGCCGCUCAUAAAUCACGCGGCGCAGGUUGGCCGCGUCGCCGUGACCGCCGUACACAGGCUUGAGGGUCCUCUCGGGUCGCUGCAGCUGUACCGGGUGCAGGGCGUGGCGUUGCCCGCGGGAGUUAUAUUGAACCACUUCGCUUUCAGAGUGCUCGCUGAACGCGCCAAGAAGCUGAACCCGGCGCGGUCCCCCCUGGGUCCGUGGGAGGAGGCGCGCCAACCCGUCGCGGCCCGGGCGUAGACCUUACAAUACAUACUUAUUAUAUGUGGUAUUUUCUAUAAAAAGGGACCUUAUUGUCGAUGGCGCUUACGCCAUUAUUAACGAUGCUCCGAUAUAAAUACAAUACCGCGCGACACUAUGCGGCGUAAGCGCCAUCGACAAUAAGGUCCCUUUUCAUAGAAAAUGCCCCAUAUUAUCCUACUGUAGCGAUACCUAAAGCCUGACCAGAAAUUUAUGAUCAUUGUCAAGAGGGCGCUGUUAUUCUCAUGUAUAGGGUGACGGUUCAGUAUAGUAUGAAAAAAAUAGUUCCAGUGAAAUUCCGCAACAUGGCGCGUGAUCAUAUGUUC
Messenger RNA from Cydia strobilella, 1405 nucleotides. It is a transcript of the gene mRpL39, whose product is annotated as large ribosomal subunit protein mL39. The transcript has 8 exons. NCBI's taxonomy places the organism in Eukaryota, Metazoa, Arthropoda, Insecta, Lepidoptera, Tortricidae. The record is from RefSeq and is a predicted model, not a curated record. The coding region runs from base 78 to 1079 and encodes 333 amino acids. Gene Ontology annotation, molecular function: nucleotide binding; RNA binding. Gene Ontology annotation, cellular component: mitochondrion.